AUGACCGCCGGAACCUUGACCAGCGAAGUCGCCGAGGCAGAGACAAUUGUCAUAUGGGACAUUGAAGGUUGUCCAAUCCCGGAUGGUCUGAAUCCGAGUAUGGUUUCGCAAAACAUCAAAACGGCGCUUGUGAAUGCUGGUUAUCACGGUGCUGUCUCUAUCAACGCCGUUGCUGAUGACACAACCAGUCAUGUGACUGCUGAUGAGUUUGAAUCAGCCGGAGUGAAGCUCACUCUCGUACCCGAAGGAAUGAAAGGAAAGGCACAUGCGAGAGCUCGUGCGAUGCUAUUAAAUGUCCUGAUGGGCUGGAUAUUCAAGCACCAAGAGUCAACGAAUGUUAUGUUCAUAUCUAAUUUCAUCAGGAGCUUCGGAGUUGGCAGUUAUGCAAGUACAAGGCUUAAUGUUCUUGUAUCACAGCCUCAGAUCCCAUCACCGGAGCUUGUUUGUGACGUUGGCGAUGCGAGGAGUAUAUGGAGUUGGGAAAAUCUGUCAGCUGGAGGAAACCCUUACGAGCAGAGCUUCUUAGGCGUCGACACUUGUCACUGCUGUGGAGUCCGCAUCACACAAGAGGUGCUUCUUAGGCAUUGA
Microthlaspi erraticum is the source of this 588-nucleotide messenger RNA. NCBI's taxonomy places the organism in Eukaryota, Viridiplantae, Streptophyta, Magnoliopsida, Brassicales, Brassicaceae. The record is from the annotation of a GenBank genome assembly.